CAGCGACAGGCACUUGCUCCAGAUGAUCCGCAACGACCUCCGAGAUUCUUCUGCAGACCUUCGCCUCCCACCGGCUAGCGGUCCAUCUUACGACCGCUUCUUGUUGUUGCAGUAGUCUGCGACUGUCGUCGCUUCCGGAGGCAGCGUAUGCCAUCACCCGUGUUGUUCCGAUCGCCGCUGCGGAAGGCUGCGCCGAAUGGGCAACAGCCACAGCACCGCACACGUCCACCGCGCAGCCCACGGCGGCAGAGACGCCGCCACAGACGCUGGUAGCGCAGGCGCCGGCCGAACGAGCGCAGGGGGAGACGGACCGCCGGCCCCAGCGGAACCCGCGGGAUUGCCGGCAGCCGGCAGCGAGCCAGCGGCAAGGCAGCGGGUGAGCGGCGGCGGCGAGGGGCAGCGGCGCGGGCUGUCGUCGCUGACGGCGGGGCUUCUCUCCUCCGCGCGCGAGCACAGAGGCGGCUCUAGGGGGCGCGGCUGGCGCACGCAUGGCGGCACCUUGGCUCUAGGCGCAGCGCAUGCCAACGGCGGAGACGCGCAGGUGCGCGCAUCCCCUGCCACCCGCCAGCCUUCCGCUGGCACUGCGGGCAGGGGAAGCGCGGGGAGACGCGCGGGAAUAGCGGCGGGCGCAGGGGCUGGCGGCACUGGGCGAUCCACCACGGCGGCUGCUGCGGCUGCGGCGGCGGCAGCUGUGGCAGCAGCGACGGCAGCGGAUGGGGAAGCGGAGGGAGGGGCCGCAGGCAGCAACGGCAGCGACGGCGCGGCUGGUGGUGGAGGCCGUGGGGCGAACGGGGAGGGUGGCGGGGGAGGAGAGGGGGGAGGAGGGGUUGGAGAAGGAGAAGGAGGGGAACGGGAGGCGUUGGAAGGGGGGAGCGCAAGGGGGGGGGAAGGGGAUGGGGAGCAGGCAGCCAUUCAAGAACAGCGCACACAGACGGUGCGCAGUCUGGUGAAUCUGCGCAAGCACUCCGUGCACCUGCUGCCCGUGCCGCGCUGGCAGCAGGGAGGGCCAAGGGGCGAGCAGGAAGGAGGGCAGGAUGAGCAGGCAGCUGCGGCGAGAGAGGCAGUGAGCGAGGUGGCUGAAGCAGUGGGGGCAGGAGAGCAUGAAGGGGGCCAACAGCUCCAAGCUCAGCAGCAGCAGCAGCAGCAGCAGGGGCGGGGUGGAAAUGAGGGCGAAGCGUCAGGGGAUUCAGCAUGGGGGGUAGGGGAGAGCAAGGAUGAGGGGGUGAGUCGGAGUGCGGUGAAGAUUCCACCUCUCUCAUACCCUGCUGGUGCCUCCAUAUCCACCUCUGCCCCCACCUUGCCAUCAGCAUCAGCAUCAGCAGGGGCAUCAGCGUCAGCUGCAGCAGGCAGCGCAUUGCCAGCAUCAGGAGCGGCGGUUGCAGCAUCAACGGCAGCCAGGACAGCAGAGGAAGCGGGUGAAGGGGAUGCGGCAGCAGGCGGGCAGAGUGUGGAGCAUCCAUACGUGUACCGCCUGUCGUUCAUCGCUGACUGCUCUGUACCGUGCAAUGUGACUGUGCAUGUCAUGGCGUAUGAGAAGGACAGACACAGAAAAGACAAGCCACCCAGGCUCAAGUCGAAGGUGACGCAGCGCGAGGCGAGUGCGGCGGGCGUGAUGGCGGGGCUGGAGCAGACGUUCUCGCUGCCGCCCUCCUGCCUGCUCGACUUCCACGCCUUCCAGGAUGCGCAGCUGACAUCAACCAAGACGUCACCAUCGCACACAUACCCGGUUGUUAUCCGCAUUCAAACGUCAUUGCCUGCAGGCCGGCCACAUGACUCAGCAGCACGAGCGCAGCAGCAGACCCACACCACCUAUGCCACUCUCGUCAAACAGGCGGACAGCACAUACGGCAUCCAGGUGUUGAAGCAGGUGCUGUGGGUGGGCGGGUGCUCGUACGUGCUGCAUGAGAUCUUCGGCAUCGACGGCCCUGCCUCCUCGCCCGCCCCCCUGCAUGCUGCACCUGGGGAGGCGGCAGACCCCUAUGGAGGGGGGGCUAAUGUGGAGUGUGUGGUGUGUCUGGAGGACCCCCGGGACACGCUAGUGCUGCCGUGCCGCCACCUCUGCCUCUGCCUGCACUGCGCCAAGGCUCUCCGCUUCCAAUCCAACAAGUGCCCCAUAUGUCGCAGCAUAGUGCAGUCACUGCUCCAGAUUAAGCUCUCAGCCCCACGCGAAGCCACACUGGGGGGGACUGCUGCUGCCAGUGGUAGCGAUGCUGCUGCUGCUGCUGCUGCCGCUGAGUCUGGUGGUGAUGGUAGCAGUGCUGCUGCUGCUGCUGCUGCUGCUGUUAGUCAUGCUGUGGCUGUUGCUCCUGCUGACACUCCUACUGCCAGCCCUCUUAACGAUGACCCGGAAGCAGGAGUCGGGGAGAGAGAGGAGGAGCGGGAGGGGAAGGGGGCGGAGCAAGGGCAAGGGAUGGAAGGGAGGAAAGUGCGCGGGGAGAGGGAGUUGCAAGAUGGUGGGGAAGAACAGGGGCAAGGGGUGGGGGGGAGGGAGGAGUUGAGGGAGGCAGUGAGCAGCUGUGCGGGUGACGCGGAGGAAAACUUUCUGUGUGGUGAAGGAAGCGGUGUGGCAGCACGUGCAGCGGAAAGGACCAUGGCUGAGGGAGGAGAGGGGAAGGGGAGUAGCGGAGAGGGAGGAAGGGAAGCAGGUGCUGGGUACAAUGCAGUAGGUGCAGAGCCGAUACUUUCCAGUAGUGACAGGGGGGAAGGCAUUGAGGAAGGGGUACAUGGAGAGGAGACGAGAGGAGGGGAAGGAGAGGAGAAGCAAGGAAGGGAGGAAGAGAUGGUGGGAGUGGAAAGAUGUGCUGGCAAUGGGGAGACGCAUGCUGGGGACGGGGAACCAAGAGAAAGGGAGGGAGUGGACAAACAGGCCCCGGUUGUUAGUGAACUAGCUUGAUUCUCCUCUAUGGACACUCACUGGUGGUGUCCCUGCGCUCCUGGUCGGAUAGCAUGUUGUGUUUAUUAUUGAGCAAGGCCACAUGCAUGGAAUGCAUAG
This is a messenger RNA of Closterium sp. NIES-67, 2992 nucleotides long. The record is from the annotation of a GenBank genome assembly. NCBI's taxonomy places the organism in Eukaryota, Viridiplantae, Streptophyta, Zygnematophyceae, Desmidiales, Closteriaceae.